AAAGGAGGACUGUUCUGCACCUCGCCUGAAACUGGACUCACCUGGCAGCGUUUUGAAGACAACGUCCACCAGGUGGCGUUAUCACCUUCAGGUAAUCUGGUGUGGAAGGUGGAGCAAAGCAUGACGGCGUUUGCUUGUGCUAAAGUAUCAGUUAAAGGAAAACGUCACUGGUACAAAGCUGUGGAGCAAACGGGAUUCGUGGCUCUGAGUGACGACUCCGCCUGGAUCAUCAGGACCAACGGAGACCUCUACCUGCAGACAGGUCUGAGCGUGGACCGGCCCUGCGCCCGCGCUGUGAAGGUGGACUCGCCCUGCGUCUUCAGCCAGGUGUGUGUGAGAGGAGGCGUGGUCUGGGCCCUGAGCGAGCACAAGGCCCUGUUCUACAGAGAGGGCCUGAACAGCUACUGCAGCGAGGGCGAGGGCUGGAAGUACGACACCGUCAGUGAGGCUCAGGGUCUGGACUUGAUGUGCGUUGCCCUGGGAGACGGUGGUACCGCCUGGGCCCUGGAUGCCAGUGGCAGCCUGUGGUUCAGAACCGGUAUCUGUGGGUCCAGACCGCAGGGGGACGACGACCACUGGUGGCAGAGUCUACUGUCUGUCCCCCCAUCAAUCAGCAUCUCGGACUACGUGGUCUUCGAUCAGGGCAGUCUGUUCCAGACGCUGCUGCAGGCCACCCAGAGCGUUGCCACGGUAACCAGGGCGCCAGUGGAGCGGGUGGUGGCCUUCCUGUCGCAGUACUCGCAGUGCCAGCCGAGCCUGGUCAGCGCCAACGCCAGCGGAGUCUGGGUCGCCUCUGGCCGGAACCAGCUGCCGGCCCGCGGCAGUCUCGUGGGAACCUUCUGGCAGAACGUUGUUCCAAGAGGAACCGUCUCAGCCACCAGAUGGACCUUCAUCACGUCAUCGGCUGUCCCGCACAGAGAAGGUACGUUCCUGUGGUUGGCUCAGAGCCGGAAGGAUCUGUUCUGUGUCUGGGACCAGGAUGGAGAGCUCCGCCCCUCCUCCGUCCCUCUACCACCUGAGGUGGAGCUGACUCACCUGUCUGCCUGCCGUGAUGCUCUGUGGGGUUUGGACACGCACGGCAGAGUCAGUAUUCGGACGCUGUCUCCGUCCUGUCCCAUCGGACUCCACUGGACCCCCCUGGACCUCAGCCAGCUCGGGAGUGUUCGUCUGGUCAGUGUGAGCUGCGGCAGUCAGAACGUCUGGGCCGUGGACAGUCGAGGAGUCGUUUACUUCAGAGUUGGAACCCAGCCUCUGAACCCGAGCAUGAUGCUGCCAGCCUGGAUCCACAUAGAACCCCCUGUACAGCCAAUAGGAGUGCAGCUGGUCAGUAUUCAGACGAGUCCUAACGACCGCCUCCUCUGGGCCUUGGACAACAGAGGAAGCGUCUUUGUCAGGACCGGACUCAGUGAUGAGAUGCGUGGGACGGACUGGGAGCUGGUACCAGGUCUGGCGGUCAGUCAGCUGGUCCUCAGCUCUCGGACAGUUUGGGUUCGGUGUGUAAACGGAGAUCUGGCUCGACGUUACGGCGUCUCUGACAGAAACCCUGCAGGAGACUACUGGAAGAAGAUCCCCGGAAACGCCAACUGGUUAACUGUGACUCCAGAGGACGAGUUGUGGGCGGUGACUCUGAUUGGUGGAUUGUCCCGUCGCCUGACGAAGCUCCUCCCACAGACUCCCUGUAGACCCGCCCCCUCAGGCCCGUCCCUCAGCGGAGACGACGUUGAUGACGAAUGGGAGCUCAUCUGACCAGUGACAUCACUGUGAUGUCACCACUGUUUGGUGUUGGUCUGUCUGAUCUGGAUCCACCUGGAGGGACGUCAUCUUAGUGACAUCACUGUGGGUUGUGUGAUGCCACAGACCGACACUGAGCAGGCAGGUGACAUCAUUUCCUGUGACAUUAAUGUUUAGAGGACAAUUCUGAAGGACGAUGCCACACAGGGAGCCCAGCGGGCUGCUGGGAAAUGAAGUGAAAUAAGUUUCAGUUUUGUUUCUAAAGGAAGCACUUAAAUCUGAAGGGACUGGUUCAGUCUGGUUCUUACUGGUUCAGUCUGGUUCUAACUGGGUCUAACUGGACUAAUGUUUCAUUCCUGUUCAGCUGUCUGUUUCUAUGUGAGGACAUUAAGGGAACACGUUUACUCCAGUUCUAACUGGUUCAGUCUGAUUCAGUUUAUUUGAGACUAGUUAGCUUGAAGCUAAUUAUUAAAGGGACGCUCACUCCAGUUCAUGUGAUCAAUGCACGACCGAUCGAUAUUUAGUAGUGACCUGGACUUAAUGUUUGUU
Micropterus salmoides (largemouth bass) is the source of this 2280-nucleotide messenger RNA. RefSeq names its product tectonin beta-propeller repeat-containing protein 2-like. The record is from RefSeq and is a predicted model, not a curated record. NCBI's taxonomy places the organism in Eukaryota, Metazoa, Chordata, Actinopteri, Centrarchiformes, Centrarchidae.